Messenger RNA from Trichomonas vaginalis G3, 573 nucleotides. RefSeq lists its product as uncharacterized. The transcript has a single exon. NCBI's taxonomy places the organism in Eukaryota, Parabasalia, Trichomonadida, Trichomonadidae. The coding region runs from base 1 to 573 and encodes 190 amino acids. The record is from RefSeq and is a predicted model, not a curated record.
AUGAGUGAUAAUUCCGUUUUGAGCCUUCGACCUCUUAGUGACAUAGAUGAAGAAUGUAGCUCAAUAUGGAAUGAUUGGUAUGAUAAUAUUGUUAUCAAACAAAAGCCAAAAAUAGCUAAACCGAAGAAAACAGUUUCGAAUUUUUCUGAAAAUUCACAAUCUAAUUCAAAACACAACAGAAAUGUACAAAUUAUAGCAGAUUCUAUUUACAAUUUUGAUGAAAAAACAGUAAGAGAAGCACAGAAACAAGCGGCAAAAUUGAAACAAGAAAAAGUCAACAAUAUCAUAUCAUUAUCAAAGCAAAUCAGAGAAAUACAACAAGAAAACAAUGAGCUUGAACAGCAAUUAGCCCAAUUAAAAGAAAAAUAUAACAAAUCAAAAGAAAAUAUACCAAAUUUGCGACAAGAAAUCAAAAAGAGCUAUAUUACAUACGAAUUAAUAAGAGAAAAGCGUGAAAUUGAAAGAAAGAAACAAGUAUUUAAAGCUCUUAAUAAAAAAAUAACACUUUUCAUAAUAGAAAAACAAGAAUAUCAACAACUAAGCAAAUACAUAUCUUCGCGAAAACCCAAUUGA